Phaedon cochleariae (mustard beetle) is the source of this 911-nucleotide messenger RNA. The record is from the annotation of a GenBank genome assembly. Lineage: Eukaryota; Metazoa; Arthropoda; Insecta; Coleoptera; Chrysomelidae.
GGAUAAAGGUAUAACUACUGAUAUUUUUCACGGUCUAUCUCCAUAUAUUUUCAUGAAGUCAUGUUGAAGCUAUUUGUGUUAUUUACUUCUAUUAUAGGCAUUAUUAAUGCCAGCAGUAAUCACUAUUGUGAUUUCUCUUCCUGUAAUCAUACUGUUUGCUUUAGACAAGCGGAGAGAUGUGGGGCAGGUUCCAGAUGUGGCCCUGAAUUCCGUGUUGUGAGUUUGAAUGAUUCAGAAAGACAACAGAUAUUGGAUUAUCAUAACCAACUCAGAAAUAGAGUCGCAGUAGGAAACCAAACCGGUCAACCGUCAGCGACGAACAUGAGGGCAUUGAGCUACAAUAAAGAACUGGAAUUCAUCGCACAAUGUUGGGUGAAUGAGUGCAGAGGAAAUCCACUAGUACAUGAUUCAUGCAGGAGAACCUCAAAUUAUUCUUGGGUAGGACAGAAUUUGGCCAUUGUGAGCGACUCGACUGCUAAUUUUGAUGAAAUGACAUUUAUAUUAGAUCUAAUACAAGCAUGGUUCGACGAAGUUAAUGUGUUCGAUCCUUCUUGGGCUUCUGAUGGUUCAUGGCAUCAUCAAACAGGUCACUACACCCAAAUGGUUUGGGCUGAUACGACAGAAGUAGGAUGCGCUAUCACGAGGUAUUCAUCCUAUGCAAAUGGUAUGCAAUGGCACAAUCUGCUACUGGGUUGCGAUUACGGACGGGGUGGAAAUAUCGUUGGGCAGCCCGUAUACCUUGUUGGUCCACCAGCAUCGAAUUGUGGAAGCCUAGGGAGAAAUUCUAGAUAUCCAGGAUUAUGUGGAAUUGAUAGGAGUCUCAGAAACACACCCAAUUAUCAAAAUGAACUAUUCGGAGUAAAUUUAUAAAUCAAGUAUAAAUAUUUCUCUUUAAUUGAUUCCUGGAUCAU